Messenger RNA from Thermochaetoides thermophila DSM 1495, 3444 nucleotides. RefSeq lists its product as uncharacterized. The record is from RefSeq and is a predicted model, not a curated record. Gene Ontology annotation, molecular function: diacylglycerol-dependent serine/threonine kinase activity; ATP binding. The coding region runs from base 1 to 3444 and encodes 1147 amino acids. Gene Ontology annotation, biological process: signal transduction; protein phosphorylation; fungal-type cell wall biogenesis. The transcript is spliced from 6 exons. Lineage: Eukaryota; Fungi; Ascomycota; Sordariomycetes; Sordariales; Chaetomiaceae.
AUGAACGACGACGAGAAAAUCUUGGAUAUUUCAAAGAAGAUCGAGCGCGAGAAGGCGCUGAUCAAUGCCGCUAAUCUUAUGCGGCAGCAGACCAACAAUGAAGCCGUCCGCUCGAAGCUCGACACCCAAAUGCGCGAGGGCCGCCGCAACCUCGAGUUCUUCGAGGAGCGCCUCCGCGAGCUCCAGAUGCGUCGUCUGGGUCAGUCAGUAGAGAAUAUGUCGCUCGGAGGCUCGCAAGGCGGUUCUUACAAAGGCCACGAUCAGGGCGAUGACGGCAGCGGUCGACCUGCUGUUCCCCCGAAGGAUGCCUACGGCCAGGCGCCUGGCCAGCCCUAUCCCGGGCAAUCCCACUACCCCAAGGCUCGCCCGAACUUCACGAAGCUCGACCUUAUCAAGUUCGAUACCCCAUAUCUGGGGCCCCGCAUCCAGCUGAUGCUUUCACAGAUUCAGUUCAAACUCAAUGUUGAGGAACAGUAUCUCAAGGGCAUCGAGAAGAUGGUCCAGCUCUAUCAGAUGGAAGGGGACAAAAAGAGCAAGGCCGACGCGGCCGCUAAGCGCAUCGAAAGCACACAGAAGAUCGUCUUGCUCAAGCAAGCCCUCAAGAGAUACGAGGAGCUACACAUUGAUAUGGAUGAAGAUGGAGCCGAUGAUAAUAGUAUCAAUAUGCCCAACAUGAGAAGGCCUUUGACUGGUCAGCUUUCUAUCCGCGUCAUUGCUGUCAAGGAUGUUGACCAUGCCCCUACGAGCCGCUUUUCUCGCUCUCCCGAGACCUUUGUCACGAUUAAAGUUGAGGACAACAUCGUGGCGCGGACAAGAGCAACCCGGAACGACAAGUGGGAGGCCGAGUUCCACAACAUCUUCGUCGACAAGGCCAAUGAGGUUGAGUUGACCGUUUACGACAAGCCGGGCGAGCACGCCCUUCCCAUCGGGUUACUAUGGAUCAGGAUAUCCGACAUCGCUGAGGAACUCCGUCGUAAGAGGAUCGAGGCCGAGACCAACUCGACCGGUUGGGUGUCGGCAGACAGACUUGGUGCUGCUCCUCGGGUCCCCCCUCCACAGUUUCCCAUGGGGCCCCAUGGCCCUCAGUUUGCUGCUCCUCCGACCUCGCCUUCGUCACAGUCCACGUACCCUCAGCCCCAAAUGCAGACGCCCAUCGUUACCCAGCCCAUCGACGCGUGGUUCAACCUUGAACCGACGGGACAGAUCCAGCUGAGCCUCAACUUCGUGAAGGAGAACAAGGCGCCACGGCCAUUCGAUGCCGGUCUCAACAGAAAGGGUGCCGUUCGCCAGCGCAAGGAGGAGGUCCACGAGAUGUACGGACAUAAAUUUGUCCAGCGUCAAUUCUACAAUAUCAUGCGCUGUGCCCUCUGCGGUGACUUCCUCAAGUACUCGGCUGGCAUGCAGUGCGACGACUGCAAGUACACCUGCCACACCAAAUGCUACACCAGUGUCGUCACGAAGUGCAUCAGCAAGAGCAAUGCUGAGACCGAUCCCGAUGAGGAGAAGAUCAACCACAGGAUUCCUCACCGCUUCCAACCCUUCUCGAACAUCAGCGCAAACUGGUGCUGCCACUGUGGUUACAUGUUACCUAUUGGCUCUAAGAAGAACUCGAGGCGAUGCGUGGAAUGCGGCCUUACUGCGCACACACAAUGCAUCCACCUAGUGCCCGAUUUCUGCGGCAUGCCUAUGUCUGUAGCAAACCAAAUCCUGGAGGGUAUUCGGACUACAAAGAGGAAUCGGGCGGAGAAAGCUGCGUCCAUGAGCGAGAGGACACUUAGGGCAUCGGGCAAGCCUGCGGGCAGCCCUCAGCCGGGAACUGGCUAUCCACCAGGCUCUUCUCAUGGCGCACAACCCGCCUCACCAGAGGCUACGGAAGCUGCCAAGAUUAUGUACAACCAGUCCUCCCCUCAGAGGACCUCCGUCCCUGAUCGGAGCUCGAUCGGCAGCACCACAGCCUCUGCUGCUGCCGCUGCUGCCAUGUCACCGAAACCUGCUCCUCAGCCAGCUCCGACAGUUACCCAGAUACCAGAUUUUGGCCCCGGCCAUUACGGUUCUUCGGGAACGUAUGGGAGCCGUCCAGCAACCAGAGAUGAGGAUUACUACAGUACUUCAUCUGCACCACCACAACAACAACCGCAGCCGUAUGGUCAACCGCAGCAGCGCAAGUACAACCCCGCGGAUUACGCCAACAUUGGCGUGUAUCCUGGCCAACCUCCUGUUCAGCCUCGUCCGGUUCAACAGCCAGUCAUGCAACAGCAAUAUGUUCCCCAGAUGUACCAGCCACAGCAGCCUCAGCAACAACCCCAACAGCAGGUUGCUCCCUCUCCUAAGCCUCAACCGGCCCCUACCCAGGUGCCGCAAACGGGUCCAGCGACGGCGGCAAAUAUCCCUGUCCCGGCCCGGAAGCCUCUGCCAUCCGCUACGGAUCCCGGUACUGGUCAGCGCAUUGGUUUGGAUCACUUCAACUUCCUUGCGGUGCUUGGUAAAGGUAACUUCGGCAAGGUCAUGCUUGCUGAGACCAAGCGCAGCAAGAAACUCUACGCUAUCAAGGUGCUCAAGAAGGAGUUUAUUAUUGAACAUGACGAAGUCGAGAGCAUCAAGUCGGAGAAGCGUGUCUUCCUGAUCGCCAACCGCGAGCGUCAUCCAUUUCUCACGAACCUGGCUGCUUGCUUCCAAACUGAGACCCGUGUGUACUUUGUCAUGGAGUACAUUAGUGGUGGUGAUUUGAUGCUUCACAUUCAGCGCGGGCAGUUUGGCACCAAGCAAGCUCAGUUCUACGCUGCCGAGGUUUGCUUAGCGCUCAAGUACUUCCAUGAGAACGGCGUUAUAUACCGCGAUCUCAAGCUCGAUAACAUUCUCCUGGGCCUUGAUGGCCAUAUCAAGAUCGCCGAUUAUGGUCUCUGCAAGGAAGACAUGUGGUACGGCUCAACGACAAGCACCUUCUGCGGUACCCCUGAGUUCAUGGCCCCUGAGAUCAUUCUCGACAAGAAAUAUACCCGUGCGGUUGACUGGUGGGCGUUUGGCGUCCUUAUUUACCAGAUGCUCCUGCAGCAGUCUCCCUUCCGUGGCGAAGACGAAGAUGAGAUCUAUGACUCGAUUCUGGCCGAUGAGCCACUGUAUCCCAUCUACAUGGCGCGUGACAGUGUUGCCAUUCUGCAGAAGCUGCUUACGCGCGAGCCGGAGCUCCGUCUGGGUAGCGGUCCGACCGACGCCCAGGAGGUCAUGUCGGAACCCUUCUUCCGCAACAUCAACUGGGACGACAUCUACCACAAGCGUGUUGAGCCGCCGUUCAAACCGACCAUCAAGAGCCCAACCGACACAAGCAACUUUGACAGCGAAUUCACGAGCGUCACUCCUGUGCUCACGCCGGUUAAUACUGUCCUGUCGCAAGCUAUGCAGGAGCAAUUCCGUGGAUUCUCGUAUACGGGCGAGUUUUACGAAUAA